GCGGGGCUGGCCUUUCGCAUGGAAGGGGCGAGGUUUCUGCAGCAGCAGUUUCCUUUUGGAAGGCGAAGCAGCGGGGCUGGAUUAGAACAACGGCGGCGCUUGGCAGACGCAACUAAAUUUGGGGGUGCUGGGCGGUUCUUUGCACCCCAGACGGCCCUGCAUGAUGUCACGUUUGUUGUAACAAGGAGGAAUAGAGCUUCUUCCACACCGAGAUCAUCCUGCGGCCCCUGCUGCCGCCUCGCCUCGCCUCCUGGGCGGGCCUGCGCCCUGGGCGCGACCGCUGCGCUUCCCAGGGGGACCCACUCCAGAGCCCACCCUGCGCUCCGCCGCGCGCCCGGCGCUGCUCUCCCCACGGCGCCUGCUCCUCGCGCGCCCCUGCUGGCCGCGCCUGCUCGGCCUGGGAUCGGCGCUUCCUCCUCCCUCUCCAGUCCCGGCUGCGGGGAGGGAAGAAGCGGAGGGGGACCCGGAGGAGCCAUGGCUGCCCUGGCCCAGCUGCCGCGGGGCGGCUGGAGAGCCGGGCCGGCGGGACACCUGGGGGACCCUGGCCGGUGGCAGCAGCGGCUGCUCCUGGGGCUGCUGCUGGCGGCGGCGGCGGCGGGGCUGGGCGCCCGGGCAGAGCCGCUGCUGGCCUCCGGAGCGCGGCCCGUGGCGCUGGAGGAGGAGAUUGUGUCCGAGAAGGCGGCCGAAGCCAGCCACCGCCAGGACAGCGCCAACCUGCUCAUCUUCAUCCUCCUGCUCACCCUCACCAUCCUCACCAUCUGGCUCUUCAAGCACCGCCGCGCGCGCUUCCUGCACGAGACGGGCCUGGCCAUGAUCUACGGUGUCCUGGUGGGUGUCGUCCUUCGCUAUGGCAUCCACAUUCCCAGUGAUAUCAACAACGUGACUUUAAGCUGCCCAGUGCAGACCAGCCCUGCAACUCUGUUGGUAAACCUCAGUGGGAAGUUCUACGAGUAUACCCUGAAAGGGGAAAUCAGUUCCCACGAACCUAAUAACAUUCAGGAUAAUGAGAUGCUCAGAAAGGUGACAUUCGAUCCAGAAGUAUUCUUCAACAUCUUGCUCCCUCCAAUUAUAUUUUAUGCAGGAUACAGCUUGAAAAGGCGGCAUUUCUUUCGAAACCUGGGAUCCAUCUUGGCAUACGCUUUCCUCGGAACGGCCAUUUCCUGCUUUGUGAUAGGGUCCAUCAUGUAUGGCUGUGUUUCUCUGAUGAAGGUGAUGGGACAGCUUGGAGGAGAUUUCUACUUUACUGACUGCCUCUUGUUCGGUGCCAUUGCCUCUGCUACUGACCCAGUGACCGUACUUGCCAUUUUCCACGAGCUUCAGGUGGAUGUUGAACUGUAUGCCCUUCUGUUUGGCGAAAGUGUCCUCAAUGAUGCCGUUGCCAUUGUCCUGUCUUCCUCGAUUGUAGCCUACCAACCAGCAGGGGACAACAGCCACACUUUUGAUUUAAUGGCAAUGUUCAAGUCCAUUGGGAUUUUCCUGGGGAUCUUCAGCGGAUCAUUUGCCAUGGGAGCAGCUACUGGAGUCGUGACUGCUUUGAUAUCCAAAUUCACCAAACUCCGUGAGUUCCAGCUGCUGGAAACAGGCUUGUUUUUCCUGAUGUCUUGGAGCACCUUUCUAUUGGCUGAAGCUUGUGGCUUUACAGGUGUUGUAGCUGUGCUGUUUUGUGGCAUCACUCAGGCCCAUUAUACUUAUAACAACUUGUCCACUGAGUCCCAGCACAGAACUAAACAGUUGUUUGAGCUCCUCAAUUUCUUGGCUGAAAACUUCAUCUUCUCCUACAUGGGCCUUACGCUGUUCACCUUCCAGAAUCAUGUGUUUAAUCCAACGUUUGUAGUGGGAGCUUUUCUGGCUGUAUUCCUGGGGAGAGCUGCAAACAUUUACCCUCUCUCUUUCCUGCUUAAUUUGGGGAGAAGAAACAAGAUCGGGACAAAUUUCCAACAUAUGAUGAUGUUUGCUGGCCUCCGUGGAGCCAUGGCUUUUGCGCUGGCCAUUCGGGACACAGCCACCUAUGCGCGGCAGAUGAUGUUCAGUACAACGCUUCUCAUCGUCUUCUUUACCGUCUGGGUGUUUGGAGGUGGCACCACUCCUAUGCUGUCGUGCCUUCAUAUCAGGGUUGGUGUGGAUGCAGAUCAGGAGAACGUGGGAGUGCCGGAAAAUGAAAGGAGAAGUACCAAAGCAGAGAGCGCUUGGUUAUUCCGGCUGUGGUACAACUUCGACCAUAACUACCUGAAGCCCCUCCUGACGCACAGCGGUCCUCCUCUCACAGCAACGCUCCCAGGCUGCUGCGGCCCCCUUGCCAGGUGCCUGACCAGCCCCCAGGCUUAUGAGAAUCAAGAGCAGCUGAAAGACGAUGAUUCAGACCUUAUUUUGAAUGACGGAGACAUCAGUUUGACCUACGGGGAUUCCACCGUGAACACAGAUUCUUUGACAUCUGGCGCAUCUCGAAGGGCGGCGGGAAACGGUUCCGAGGACACCCUGGACCAGGAGCUUGGGUUUGGGGACCACGAACUUGUCAUAAGGGGCACACGCCUCGUUCUCCCCAUGGAUGAUUCAGAGCCACCCUCAAAUGUAGUAGACAAUGCCAGACAUGGGCCGGCAUGAGAUCUGCUGGUAACAAGGUGAUCAGUAAAAACCCCCCACAUACGAUCAUGAAGAAAAAUGUACUACCUACAACAAAAAAACUACUGCAUGUCUCAGAAUGUCUAAGCUGUAUAAAUAUUACUUAUUUAUAUGGUGUUAGGAGAAUAUAACUACCCAUAUGAGACAACUUGUGAAGAGCGACUCUUAAUUUUCAUAAGUUAAACUCAUGCACUAUACUGUGUAGCAGUGGAACUGUUUUAGAACAAAUAUCCUUUAUGAAGGGGGAAGGGGGGGACUGCUGCCAAGAUCUUCCUCCCAACUUGUGUCAAAUAGUCUGCUUUUCUUUUGCAAUUUCCCAUCACUUACCUGAGAGUAGGAAGGAGGUAGUGGUGGUGGUGGCAUCUUGGGUUGCGUUUUGCCACGUCCAUCUCAUGUGGUGAGCAGGUGGUUUUGGCUGCCUUCCUUUAGUGGAUGGCAGCUCUGGAGACUUGAAAUUUCCUCUCUGUAGCACUGCUAUAGGAUUUGUUAGAACAGACCUUGAUAUUAUGAUGGCCUGCAUGCUAAACCUGCCACCAGCCGAUAAGAAGCUGUGAUGGUAAUAGAGUGCUUGGAUGAAACGGUCAAGGAGCAAAUGGUCAGUGACUUGUUGACAGGAGCCGCUUGCAUCUGUCUUCCAGUUGCAACAGGUGCUUCUCAUAAUAAGGCUCCAGGUGAUUCAUAAAAGCAAGUUCUUUAAGAUUUGUGCUUGGAUUGAAGGUGGGUGUUUGUUUUCUUUUUGUGUUUAAAUUUCUCUCAUGCCUUAUUCCAUAGGGCCAACGGCAGGUUCUGAGUUAUGAAGCAGUCAAAGUGGGCAAAGUUUGGUUUUUCACAUAGAGAAUUAAGUAGUGUUUCUAGAUCAAUUAACAGCCAUACAAAGCCAUUGCUGGCUCCCUUUCUAAACUUGCAAUUGAGUGGCUGUGCCUUUCAGCUAUGUCAAAAUUUUCUUCUUGCUGCAUAGCUGCCAAGAAGACCAGUUCCACACUAUAUCAUGGAGUUCAGCUGUGUGAACAGGACAUGCAGAGGUUUAAGACUCUUAGGUGUGGGUUUUCAAAAGUGGCAGUUUAGGUAGUACCGAAAGGGAGUUGUCUGUCCAUCCAUCCUGUAUAGUUGCACUUUGGUUUGGUCACUUCUUCGCAUGCUUAUGUGACUAUAAAAAAACUACAACCUUUGGUUUUUGUUCUUGUGUCUCUUUCAUGUUAAAUGAGAAAUAUAUUUGUGAGCUGCCAUAGAUUAUUUACAUGUUUUUGUUUUGUUUUGCCUAAGGAAGAGCACUGAACAACUCGCUGAUAUUGCACUUGGUGUAUUCAGCCUCAUCCUGCCAUGAUAUUUUUUUAUUAAGCCUUUUGAUUUAUUUUUUUUACUUGGUGCAGUGGGUGUUUUUGGGAAGCCAGGAUUUCUGAAUGCCAUGUUUUCUUCAGAGAAAAUAGUUGCCAUAUAAAACCUUUCAAUGUACAGCUCUUAUUUCUGCCCCUUUUCUCAAAGCGCUAUAGGGCUGUACAAACUUAACACUUUGCUCUGCUAACACAAAAGUGUGAUGACCCUGAAAAAAGAAGAGAAUCCGGUUUUGAUUUGUUUGAACAUCAUUCCAUUUAACAACAGUACAAGGAAAAGAGAGAGCGAGAAGCUGGAGAGAAGCAAAGCCACCCUCUAAAGGCAGUAGAUUCCCUAACUCGGUUGCAGCAGGAUGUUGGGAAAGGUGUGGGGAGUCAGACCCCUAUGUGGUGGAUGUGCCCCAUAGCACAAGGUUUAUGGAAGAAAGGCAGCUGCAGCAGGAGAGGGAGAAGCAGCCUGGACUAUCUCCUCCAGGAGGGAGAGUGUGGCACAUGUUCACACCUGCAAGAGAGCUUGGCUUCUUAGGGGUGCCAGCCGGACUUCUUGUAUUUAUAAGAAUUGGGGGCCUUUGACUUUCAUCAGUGGGUGAUGGUUCCCAUCUUUUCCAGCACUAAGCAGGAAGCACUUAAGUGCAAAAGUAGCAGGAGGUGGAGUUCUUACAAUACAGCCAAGAAACCAAGAUAACUUCUCUCUCUUUCUUUUCAAACUUUUUUUUUUAUGUUCUCAGGUCUGAAUGUCAUGCCUUAAGUAUGCUUCCAUGCAGUUCCUUGUUAUUUAUGUCCUUUCUUUUAAGAUUGAACAUUCUGGCUGCAGCCAGCCAUAGAGGUUGUUCAUGCAAGCCCUAUUGAAACGAAGGGAAAUUUUUCAAGAACAACCCCGAUUCAUGUUUUUCUUCUUCUCCUCCAGCGUGCACAAGAGAAGUAGGACCUCCACUGCACCUAAAAAAUUAAUAAAUGCCGGUUUCCAUUGUAAUCAUAGGAAUUCGUUGUUGAGUACUGAUACAUCCCCCCCCCGCUAUGCAGGAAUUCCAUGAAGUAUGUGUGUGUAUUUUUAUAUGAUGUCUGUAUCUUAAAAGUUUGAUGUUAAAACAGUAAUAGGGAAAAUGUUCAUGAGUUGAGAUUUUUACAUCACCUGCACAUUAAUGAUUUCCUUUGUUUAAGGCUUUUCCAAACAAGAGUCAAUGACCUCUUUAUCCCCCUCUUAUUAAAUAUUUUGUAAACUGAUAUAACCAGUAAUCAUAUUGACAAAAAUAUCCCCGUCUGAUACUGUGGAAUGUUGUGAAACAAACUUCCUUGACAAAUCCGCUUCUAGUCCACAGGGUGUCACUGCACUCCUCACCUGAACAGGGAGAGUGCCUGUGCCCCUUGGUGCCCCCUUGGACCUUGUUCUGAUGAACUUUUUUUGUAGGUUAUACCAGAGGGAAAUAAUUCUUAGGCUCGCAUUGGCCGCCUCCCUUUUCUGUCUUCCCAUUGUAGAAAGUAGCCCAUGUCACAGCGUUGCAAUGCUGUGUCUGUGCCAGUCCCCUCUCAAUACAGGAGAGCCGGAGAGGGGCUACCAGUAGCAGAUUCAGUGAGAUCUUGAUGCAGCUGAAUCCAGGAGAGUGAAACACUAAAAUGUU
Molecule: messenger RNA, 5569 nt
Organism: Podarcis raffonei (Aeolian wall lizard)
Lineage: Eukaryota; Metazoa; Chordata; Lepidosauria; Squamata; Lacertidae
Gene: SLC9A6
Product: solute carrier family 9 member A6
Exons: 16
Coding region: 19-2601 (860 amino acids)
Biological process (GO): regulation of pH; sodium ion transport; proton transmembrane transport
Cellular component (GO): membrane; recycling endosome
Molecular function (GO): sodium:proton antiporter activity
Source: RefSeq, a predicted model, not a curated record